Orbicella faveolata is the source of this 4905-nucleotide messenger RNA. RefSeq lists its product as uncharacterized. NCBI's taxonomy places the organism in Eukaryota, Metazoa, Cnidaria, Anthozoa, Scleractinia, Merulinidae. The record is from RefSeq and is a predicted model, not a curated record. Gene Ontology annotation, biological process: homophilic cell-cell adhesion. Gene Ontology annotation, cellular component: plasma membrane. Gene Ontology annotation, molecular function: calcium ion binding; protein binding.
AAUCAUGAUAAAUGAUAGUGAGUUACCAUUACUCCUUUAGAGCACUUUCUACUGACUGCUAAAGGUAAUUUUGUUGUCUGCUUUACUUUUACGUCUCACAAGCUCUCGAACUGGUUAAAUAAGUAAGGUGAAUGUUCUGACCAAUCAGAGCAAACAUUCUUUCGUUUCAACCAAUCAAGAACAAAACCGCCUAACACCGUUGCAUGUUUUUGCCUCGCGGUCUGAUUGGUUAUUUGAUUUGGUUAUACUUUGCCCAAGGUAAUAAGUUUGGCUAGAGGCUCCGCACAAAAACGUCUUCACAAGUAAUCUUGACUCUUUUGAUUGUAAAAAGCUAAAAAUUUUUACCACGCGAUAUCCCAAUGUUAGAGGGGUGUCACUCAUUUGCAGAAUUUUCAAACCUCGGAGACAUUGCUUAUCUUACAAGUCAUUUUCCUUCCAAUUUUCAGGUGAAAUAACUCUGAUGAAGACAUUAGAUCGUGAAACUCAACCCACAUAUUCACUGUUCAUAUCCGCCCGCGAUCCUGACUUUACAGCUUUCACAGAAGUUCUUAUAACAGUGCUUGAUGUAAAUGAACACAAACCGGUUUUCAACCCACUGAAAUACAACGUGACAAUUUCUGAGGCGGUAGGUAUUGGGAGCUCGGUGUUAAAACUGACUGCUACAGAUAAAGAUACUGGAAGUAACAGCCAGCUGGUAUACUCCAUUGUGAAAGGAGACCCCCGCCGUUUGUUUACUGUUGACAGUCAUGGCAUUGUAAUAGUUUCCAAGGAAUUAGACUAUGAAAAGAACUCAACGCAUGAUAUGAGAGUAGCUGUUCACGAUAACGGACAAACACCACUUUUUGCCGACAGACCAGCUCAUGUUUUCAUUUCUGUGCGAGAUUUGAACGACAACCCGCCAAUUUUUGAACUCUCCUUGUACGAGGAAACCAUUUCAGAGAGCACGUCCCCUGGGACAGCUGUUCUGCGCGUGCGUGCCUUGGAUGCUGAUUGCUCACACGCUAACAGUAAAAUGGUUUUCUCGAUUGUGAAAGAAGGAUUAGAUCAUGAUUUUGUGGUGAACUCAUCUUCAGGUGUUAUUUAUGUCAAUAAACCCCUGGACUUUGAAAGAACGCAGGUUUAUCGAUUUCAGGUUGCAGUGCAAGAUAUCAGUAUUCAUUCACGCCUGGAUGUCACUACGGUUGUCAUUUCAAUUUCUGAUGAAAAUGACAACUCGCCAGUGUUUAACCCUUCAUACUAUAACAUAUCGAUAUCAGAGGACACAGCUGUUGGAAGAGGGCUACUUAGGAUUCAAGCAGUGGAUCAUGAUAGUACAGCGAAUGGAGCUCUUACUUACUCCAUAGAAUCGGGCAAUGAUCACUCUACUUUCUUCUUGGAUGAAUCCAAGGGAUCGCUUUAUUUGGCCACUGAACUUGAUCACGAGAAUGUGUCAAGUUAUCGUUUAAUAGUCAGCGUGAAGGAUAUGGGGGUCCCGUCUCGUAGAGCUGAGGUAUCUGCUACAGUCAUUAUUGCCAUCAGUGAUGAAAACGACAAUCUGCCUCGGUUUAAUUCCGAGAUUUACACCGCAGCAGUCUUUGAGAACAUUACAUCUGGGACUUACGUGUGUUCGGUUCAUGCUGACGACAAAGAUUCUUAUUUAAACCAAGAGAUUACAUAUAUUAUGGCCACUUACAGUGACACAAAGGCUCAGGAAAAAUUUACCAUGAAUAGCGCUACUGGUACAAUUUUUACAAAAGAAGACCUCGACAGAGAAGAACAGGAGGUCUAUGAGUUCACAGUCAUUGCAAGGGAUGGUGGGAAGGUAUCUCUCGAAGGUUACGCGAAAGUGAUCGUAACUUUGAUUGAUGUCAACGACAAUCAUCCGGUGUUUGAGCCCUCAAAAUACCAGUCUUCAAUCCAGCUUACAGCGGACGCGUCCAUCUCCUCGGCCGUUAUAACUUUAACCGCUGAUGAUCCAGACAGUGGGCCCGGAGGAAAAGUCAAUUACUCUAUCCUGAGUAUCACGGGCUCCAUAUCUUCAGAGCAUAGUAGUGCAUUCCGUUGUAUCAACGAGUCAAAUGGGACUUUUAGAAUAGAUGAGUAUACGGGAACUUUAAGGGUCGCAAGGACGUUAGCAGCGCUCUGUGUUUAUAAGGUGACAAUUCGUGCAAUGGAUCAUGGCAGCCCUCCGUUGUACAGCGUUAUUUCCAUAGAAAUUGAGACCGGAAAUGCCACUGAUUUAGGAAUCCCUACAACCAUUGCGAUCGUAUCGCAGGAAGAUCCUCGACCAGCUUUUCAGUCAUUAACCUACAUGGUAUCUGUAAACGAGAACGGGCCGCCACUGCAGCUGAUCCUCAACAUAUCAGUGAGGGCAGAGAGUAAAGAGAAGACUCGGGCGGAUAUGAUAUUCAGGAUUAUUUCAGCUUACUCCGCGAUUCGUUUCAUUCCAGGAAACAUAAAUGACUCCUUUUUUAUUCUUCCAAAUGUCUCGUCAACCCAUUUUGGAAUUUACACGUUUCGUCCAUUAAACCGAGAAGAAAAAUCUGAAUAUCAACUACUUGUAAAAGCGACCAAUAUAGAUGAACAUGCACCCAACUCCACCACCGCUGUAAGGAUCACCGUGGUUGAUCAAAACGACAACGCUCCAAGUUUCAACGAGAAAAUCUAUGACGUCAGUAUCCUGGAGAAUGUCACUGUUGGCCACGUGUUGCUAGUUCUUUAUGGCCAGGAUGACGACAUGGGAGUCAAUGCAAAUGUGACCUACUCAAUACUGGCUGGAUCUGGCAUGAAUACUUUUAGCUUGAACAAGACAUCAGGUAUCAAUCAAUUUUGGCUAGAGGCUCCGCACAAAAACGUCUUCACAAGUAAUCUUGACUCUUUUGAUUGUAAAAAGCUAAAAAUUUUUACCACGCGAUAUCCCAAUGUUAGAGGGGUGUCACUCAUUUGCAGAAUUUUCAAACCUCGGAGACAUUGCUUAUCUUACAAGUCAUUUUCCUUCCAAUUUUCAGGUGAAAUAACUCUGAUGAAGACAUUAGAUCGUGAAACUCAACCCACAUAUUCACUGUUCAUAUCCGCCCGCGAUCCUGACUUUACAGCUUUCACAGAAGUUCUUAUAACAGUGCUUGAUGUAAAUGAACACAAACCGGUUUUCAACCCACUGAAAUACAACGUGACAAUUUCUGAGGCGGUAGGUAUUGGGAGCUCGGUGUUAAAACUGACUGCUACAGAUAAAGAUACUGGAAGUAACAGCCAGCUGGUAUACUCCAUUGUGAAAGGAGACCCCCGCCGUUUGUUUACUGUUGACAGUCAUGGCAUUGUAAUAGUUUCCAAGGAUUUAGACUAUGAAAAGAACUCAACGCAUGAUAUGAGAGUAGCUGUUCACGAUAACGGACAAACACCACUUUUUGCCGACAGACCAGCUCAUGUUUUCAUUUCUGUGCGAGAUUUGAACGACAACCCGCCAAUUUUUGAACUCUCCUUGUACGAGGAAACCAUUUCAGAGAGCACGUCCCCUGGGACAGCUGUUCUGCGCGUGCGUGCCUUGGAUGCUGAUUGCUCACACGCUAACAGUAAAAUGGUUUUCUCGAUUGUGAAAGAAGGAUUAGAUCAUGAUUUUGUGGUGAACUCAUCUUCAGGUGUUAUUUAUGUCAAUAAACCCCUGGACUUUGAAAGAACGCAGGUUUAUCGAUUUCAGGUUGCAGUGCAAGAUAUCAGUAUUCAUUCACGCCUGGAUGUCACUACGGUUGUCAUUUCAAUUUCUGAUGAAAAUGACAACUCGCCAGUGUUUAACCCUUCAUACUAUAACAUAUCGAUAUCAGAGGACACAGCUGUUGGAAGAGAACUACUUAGGAUUCAAGCAGUGGAUCAUGAUAGUACAGCGAAUGGAGCUCUUACCUACUCCAUAGAAUCGGGCAAUGAUCACUCUACUUUCUUCUUGGAUGAAUCCAAGGGAUUUCUCUAUCUGGCCACUGAACUUGAUCACGAGAAUGUGUCACGUUAUCUUUUAAUGGUCAACGUGAAGGAUAUGGGGGUCCCGUCUCGUAGAGCUGAGGUAUCUGCUACAAUCAUUAUUGCCAUCAAUGAUGAAAACGACAAUCUGCCUCGGUUUAAUUCCGAGAUUUACACCGCAGCAGUCUUUGAGAACAUUACAUCUGGGACUUACGUGUGUUCGGUUCAUGCUGACGACAAAGAUUCUUAUUUAAACCAAGAGAUUACAUAUAUUAUGGCCACUUACAGUGACACAAAGGCUCAGGAAAAAUUUACCUUGAAUAGCGCUACUGGUUCAAUUUUUACAAAAGAAGACCUCGACAGAGAAGAACAUGAGGUAUGCGGAAAGAAGUUGUUUCUCAGAGAGAGACAUAUAGAAAUGGUCAAGGAGUGCUAUUGAAAUACAAGUUUUGAAAAUUUUCGUGAUCGAUGCAUGAGGUGUUCCCUUUCAUCUCCAGUUCCGGGAUCUCAAAUUUAGGUUAGAUCAAAUCAAAUCAAAACAAUGUUUAUUUGUUUAUUUGCCAACUAACUAAAGCUGAGAGAGUAUUCUCGUCUAAACCAUCACACUAACCCACCAAACGAUAAUUCACAAUCUCAAACUAAGUGUUUUUCGGCCUUAUUUAAACAUUUCAGUUAAUUAAGUAGAACAUUAGAACACAAAGAACACCUAACUAUUACACUAUGUUUCGGGCUGCAGGUCUAUGAGUUCACAGUCAUUGCAAGGGAUGGUGGGAAGGUAUCUCUCGAAGGUUACGCGAAAGUGAUCGUAACUUUGAUUGAUGUCAACGACAAUCAUCCGGUGUUUGAGCCCUCAAAAUACCAGGUAACAGUCAGUGAACAUACACUGUUGAAGACGACACUGAUACAUUUGUACGUAUGUACAACGGUAAAUGGCAUAUCAGUAAAACAGGAGGCUACGUUAUAGUAAAUACAACUGAC